AACUAAUAAGAGGGAGAGAGUGAAUGCAAACAAGAACAGAGACACCAGAAUCCCAGUUGGAAAACACCUCGCAUCCGAACCAACAUGGACAUGCCAACCAGCUCUCCCAACACCUGGACUGCGAAGGACUGCGACUCCAGUGAUCUGAACAGCUUCUGGAUCUAUUCGUCCAUCUUCACCAUCUCCGCUCUGGGCAUCCCCCUCAACCUGCUGGUGCUCCUGGUCUUCCUGCUCCACCAGAAGAAAUGCAACUCCACUGAAAUCUACCUGAGCAACUUGGCCGCUGCCGAUCUCUUCCUGGUGGUCCUCAUGUGUUUCUGGGGCAUAUACGUGGCCAUUGACCCCCACUCGAGCUUCGAAGGACCCAUGUGUGCAUUUGCCUCUGUUCUAUUCAUCAUGAACUACAACUGCAGCAUCUAUUUUCUCGUUCUGGUUUCCAUUGACCGUUUUUUUGCAUUGGUGUACCCACUGAAGCAAUGCAUACUGCGUAGACGUAAAUACGCGAUCUUGGCUUGCUUUUUGGUUUGGUGCUUUUGUUUGCUACUAAACAUCCCGACUCUUAUAUGCAAAAAAUCUAUAUUACUAAAUGUCUUGCCGUAUAAUGAACCUGAGCCAUACAUAUGCGGUCGGGAUUGUUCUAUCGAUGUCUAUUACAUAAACGAGAUGAUACAAACCAUUAUCGCGUUUAUUAUUCCUCUUCUCAUCAUUUUAUUCUGCACUGUUAAGAUCGUCCACACCCUGACAAGAAGGCUCAGCAACAGAGACAGCACACAACAAACGGAACACAAAGCCACCAUUUUAGUUCUUACUGUGUUUCUAGCUUUCUUUAUCUGCUGGUCGCCAUUUAGCAUAACAAGAAUAAUAGGGCUAGCUGUUCGAAUGAACCUCAUCGAGGAUACGUGUAGCCUAUCGCGUCACUUGUACAACUGCAGAAUUAUCUUCCUCAACUUUGGGUUUUUCAAUAGCGACCUUAAUCCCCUCCUGUACGUCAUCGUGGGUAAGAAUUUUCGUAAGAAGAUGUGGGAGGUGGGAAGAUGCAUAAAAAAUAUAGAGUUGUUUCCCUCACACACCUCAAUUAGUAAUACAGGAAGUGUUCCACUUAACUGUUAACUUAAACUACUGCUUCAUGACAUCACAAGGUGGAACAGAGCAUUUUGAGCUUUGGAGUUUAGACAGACUAAUAAUACAGAAUUACUCAAUGUGUGAAUCAAUCAAAACAUGAUUCCAGGUUUCUAACAUGGCUUAAAGCUCACAAGAGUACAUUUUUCAUAAUAUGGAACCUUUAAUAUUGAAACUGCAAUAACAAAUGUAACAAAAAGAAACACAAGAACAACAAAAACAAAUCUUGGACCACACACUCGCAGAAACCACACUCGUCCACAGGGGAAGUGAACUUAGCAUUCUCAAGGAAUGUUAUCAUUUAAUGCUCCAUAGAAGUGUAAUACUCCCUCUGUAAAUAAUUAUUCAUAUUCAUAUUUCUUUAGGAUUAUCAUCACAGUAAAACAUCAGGUCAGUAUUUCUAUCAGGUGCAUGUGUGAAUAUGAUUUUGCUAUUUGUAAUGAAGUGAAAUUAAUGUCUUGAAUUUGCACCAAUAUAAAGAAUAUUUGAUAAAUAUUUUGUACAUUUUGUUAAUGAAAAGAUCUGCAUUAUUUGCACUAACUUACAAUGUCACAAAUGAUAUGAGACCCAUCUGAGUGAAGAUAAUGUAAAAUAUAAUGAUCAACUCUGUGUUUCUUUGCCUUUUCACUCAUGUACAGAUGUAUUGAUGCCUUAUGUCAUAUUUAAUAAAAUGACAACACCCCCUUUUUGA
Molecule: messenger RNA, 1810 nt
Organism: Periophthalmus magnuspinnatus
Lineage: Eukaryota; Metazoa; Chordata; Actinopteri; Gobiiformes; Gobiidae
Product: B2 bradykinin receptor-like
Exons: 2
Coding region: 85-1110 (341 amino acids)
Biological process (GO): G protein-coupled receptor signaling pathway; immune response; neutrophil chemotaxis
Cellular component (GO): membrane
Molecular function (GO): bradykinin receptor activity
Source: RefSeq, a predicted model, not a curated record